CUCGUCCCGCGGGAAGUUGUCGAUGAGCGCCCCGCCGGUCAUCCGGCCGCCCAGCCCCUCUCCGCCGGGCGGCGGCGGCGGCGGCGGCGGCGGGACCGGCAUCUCCUUCCACCUCCAGAUCGGGCUCAGCCGCGAGCCGGUGCUCUUGUUGCAGGACUCGUCGGGAGAGUUCAGCCUGGCCCACGUCCGGGAAAUGGCUUGCUCCAUCGUCGACCAGAAGUUUCCUGAAUGUGGUUUCUAUGGACUGUAUGAUAAAAUCCUACUUUUUCGGCAUGACUCUGCUACUGAAAAUAUUCUCCAGCUUGUAAAGUCAGCUACUGAUAUCCAAGAAGGUGACCUAGUUGAAGUUGUCUUAUCAGCUUCUGCAACAUUUGAAGACUUUCAGAUUCGACCCCAUGCUCUGUUUGUACAUUCAUAUAGAGCACCAGCCUUCUGUGACCACUGUGGAGAGAUGCUGUGGGGUCUUGUGCGUCAAGGGCUUAAAUGUGAGGGAUGUGGUCUAAAUUAUCACAAGAGAUGUGCAUUUAAAAUUCCUAACAACUGCAGUUGUGUCCGGAAGAGGCGACUUUCAAAUGUUUCUUUAACCGGACUCAGUACUAUCAGAACUGUAUCUGCAGAAAUUUCACCUACUACAUCAGAUGAAGCUCUCCUGAUUCCCGGAAGCCCUAGUUUUGAGCAAAAAUCACCUCCAGAGCCAUUUACUGGGAGAGAGAAGAGGUCUAAUUCACAGUCAUACAUUGGACGACCCAUUCAGCUUGACAAGAUUUUGCUUUCCAAGGUUAAAGUGCCUCAUACUUUUGUGAUCCACUCAUAUACACGGCCAACAGUUUGCCAGUAUUGUAAGAAGUUACUCAAGGGACUUUUUAGACAAGGCUUACAAUGUAAAGAUUGCAGGUUCAACUGUCACAAACGAUGUGCACCUAAAGUGCCAAAUAAUUGCCUUGGGGAAGUGACAAUUAAUGGAGAUUUGCUUAGUCCUGGUGCUGAGUCUGAUGUGGUCAUGGAAGAAGGAAGUGAUGACAAUGACAGUGAGAGAAACAGUGGACUGUUAGAUGAAAUGGAGGAGUCUAUGACCCAGGAUGCUGAAAUGGCAAUCAUGAACCAAAGCGAUAAUGGAGAAAUGCAAGAUGCUGAUCCUGAUCCUGAUGAAAGUAACAGAAUGAUCAGCCCUUCAACGAGCAACAAUAUUCCAUUAAUGAGAGUGGUGCAGUCAGUCAAGCACACGAAAAGGAGAAGUAGCACAGUCAUGAAGGAAGGAUGGAUGGUUCACUAUACAAGUAAAGACACUCUGAGGAAGAGACAUUACUGGCGAUUAGACAGCAAAUGUAUUACACUGUUUCAAAAUGACACUGGAAGCAAAUACCACAAGGAAAUUCCACUGUCUGAAAUUUUAUCCCUGGAACCUGCAAAAGACCUGAGUUUAUUGCCAGAAGGAGCUAAUCCACAUUGCUUUGAAAUAACCACAGCAAACAUAGUCUACUAUGUUGGAGAAAAUAUUGAAAAUCUGCCUAGCCUUCCAGCUAAUAACAGUGUUCUUACAAGUGGUUGUGGCCCAGAUGUGGCACGGAUGUGGGAGAUGGCAAUUCAACAUGCCCUCAUGCCUGUUAUCCCUAAAGGGGCACCCAGUGGUUCAGGACCAAGCCUACACAGAAAUAUAUCCAUCAGUAUUUCAGUAACAAAUUGCCAGGUCCAGGAAAAUGUGGAUAUCAGUACAGUAUACCAAAUCUUUCCAGAUGAGGUGCUGGGAUCUGGACAGUUUGGAAUUGUUUAUGGAGGAAAACAUCGCAAAACAGGAAGAGAUGUAGCAAUUAAAAUCAUUGACAAACUGAGAUUUCCAACUAAGCAAGAAAGCCAACUUCGUAAUGAGGUUGCAAUUUUACAGAAUCUGCAUCACCCGGGGGUUGUAAAUCUGGAAUGCAUGUUCGAGACACCAGAAAGAGUGUUUGUUGUUAUGGAGAAGCUCCAUGGAGACAUGCUGGAGAUGAUCUUGUCAAGUGAAAAAGGAAGGCUGCCAGAGCGAAUAACUAAGUUUUUAAUUACACAGAUCCUGGUUGCCUUGAGACAUCUUCAUUUUAAAAACAUUGUUCAUUGUGAUCUGAAACCAGAAAAUGUAUUACUGGCAUCAGCUGAUCCUUUCCCACAGGUGAAGCUUUGUGAUUUUGGUUUUGCCCGUAUCAUUGGAGAGAAAUCAUUCAGGCGUUCAGUUGUGGGCACACCAGCCUAUCUUGCUCCUGAAGUGCUAAGAAACAAAGGUUACAACAGAUCACUAGAUAUGUGGUCUGUGGGGGUCAUUAUCUAUGUCAGUCUUAGUGGUACAUUUCCAUUCAAUGAAGAUGAGGACAUUCAUGAUCAAAUCCAAAAUGCUGCUUUCAUGUACCCACCUAAUCCCUGGAAGGAAAUCUCUCAUGAAGCUAUUGAUCUUAUAAAUAAUUUGCUGCAAGUGAAAAUGAGAAAACGCUACAGUGUGGACAAGACCUUAAGCCACCCAUGGUUACAGGACUAUCAAACUUGGCUAGAUUUAAGAGAGCUGGAAUGUAAAAUAGGAGAACGUUACAUCACCCAUGAAAGUGACGAUUCACGGUGGGAACAGCAUGCAGGAGAAAAUGGCUUGCAGUAUCCAGUACACCUUAUCAGUCCAAGUGCUAACCAUAGUGAAAAUCCUGAGCCAGAGGAAGCGGAGAUGAAAGCCCUCAGCGAGCGUGUCAGCAUCCUUUAAAUUGCAUCCCUUCUAAUCUGUCAAAACACUGUGGAACUAAUAAAUACAUACGGUCAUGUUUAACAUUUGCUUUGCAGAACUGCCAUUAUUUUCUGUCAGAUGGGAACAAAGCUGUUACACUGUUACCACCAUUGAUGUAUUGGAGUUGCCAAGACAAAUCAACAGAAGCAUUUUUAUUUUGUGUGAGCAACUGUGUUAUAAUAACAAAAAGUUCCCAGAAACUCUCAACCUGUUGUUGUGGAUGAUUCCUGUUGAACCAUGAGCAUUCAAACCUAUUUCCACUGUGCCUUUUCAGACAAAUAUUUCUCUUACUUGAGUCUCAUUGUGUAAGAGGGAACAUUUCCAGGCGGAUCUCUGGUUUUGUGUGCACCGUUAGUGUUGUCGGCGUUUGCAAACUCUUGAAGAGUAGAAUACUAUUGCUGUUCUGUGAACAACUUUUAACACUUGGGAUAAAGUUUGGGGAUUUCUGUUUUAUUUUGGUUUGCUGCAGAACAAUAUAUUGAGAUACUAAUGCAAAACAAAAAGCAUGUAAUAAAUUGUAAAAUGAUCUAUACUACUGUAUAGAUUCAGACCAGAUUCCCUUAUGUACUGCUUACACAGACGUACAUACUCAGUCCUAUUGCCCAUUAAAGCCUAAAUGCCUUAGUAAUGUAAAUUGCAGCCUAUGUUGGUAGUUAUCCCCUUUUCUUAAAAUAUUAUUCUGUAACAUUUACAUUUAGAAGCUGGAAAAUGUGUAUGUUUUGAAUAAAAUUCUGUUGAA
This is a messenger RNA of Eublepharis macularius, 3476 nucleotides long. It is a transcript of the gene PRKD1, whose product is annotated as protein kinase D1. Bases 23 to 2716 code for a protein of 897 amino acids. Gene Ontology annotation, molecular function: ATP binding; protein serine/threonine kinase activity. NCBI's taxonomy places the organism in Eukaryota, Metazoa, Chordata, Lepidosauria, Squamata, Eublepharidae. The transcript is spliced from 19 exons. The record is from RefSeq and is a predicted model, not a curated record. Gene Ontology annotation, biological process: protein phosphorylation.